This is a messenger RNA of Cryptococcus amylolentus CBS 6039, 1219 nucleotides long. RefSeq lists its product as hypothetical. The transcript is spliced from 4 exons. The record is from RefSeq and is a predicted model, not a curated record. Gene Ontology annotation, biological process: carbohydrate metabolic process. Bases 1 to 1191 code for a protein of 396 amino acids. NCBI's taxonomy places the organism in Eukaryota, Fungi, Basidiomycota, Tremellomycetes, Tremellales, Cryptococcaceae.
AUGCUCGUCCCCGCCCUCCUCGCCCUCUCCCUCGUCCUGCCGCUGGUCUCGGCAGAGCAUCUCAGCGACUCCCUCCAGAGCAAGGUGUACGAUGUCAUGAACCAGAUCUCCACCCACUCAUGGGAGAACGGCACAAAAGCCCAAGCUAUCCUCGAAGCCACCUACCCCGCCUACUCGGUCUUCUCCAGCUCCGCCCCCCUGCCCCUCCCUGCCGACCUUUCCGACGACGACAUCUCCGAGCUCAUCGAUAUCGCCAAGACCACCAUGCAACAGCGCCCCGCGACCAACACGUCCGCUGCCGCCCGGGGCGGCAGUACGUUGUUGUCAGACGACGCGGCCGGCGAUCCGGCGAGUUUGGGAAUUACCAUCUUGCUGGCGAAUGCGAGUACUUCGGAUGCACAGGUGAAUGGGGUGGGGUACGGUGAAGCAGCGGAAGCAGAGCUCAACUAUCUUCUCUACGACGUCCCCCGCACCUCCUCCGGCGCCAUCUCCCACCGCGCCGACCAAGCCCAACUCUGGGCCGACAGCAUCUACAUGGUCCCCCCCUUCCUCGCCUACUACGCCGCCCUCCACUCCAACCUCACCCUCCUCAAAACAGCGUACGACCAAAUCUCCCUCUACCGCGCUGCCCUCCAGCAAGAUAACAAGCUUUGGAACCAUAUCGCGGGCGGGUCGGGCACGAGCGAUGCGAAGGACUGGGCGACGGGGAAUGCGUGGGCUAUGGCGGGGAUGUUGAGGGUUUGGGCGACGUUUUAUUGGUCCGGGUUUAAGGAUGAGUUGGAGAGUCAGAUGAGCGAUCUUGAAGACUGGAUUGACGAGAUUUUCACCGCGACGACGCCUUAUAUCACGACCAACGGUAUCCUCAAAAACUACAUUACCGACAACUCCAGUUUCGAAGACACUUCGGCCUCAGCCCUCUACGCCGCCGUCGGCCUGUACGUCCCCCCUUCUCCUCUUCUCCCCUCCCCAUUCCUCACUCAGCUGACCUCCUCCCAGCCGCCUCUCCACCCUAAACAUCUCCUCCACCCACCUAAACACCUCCCUCACCCUCCUCUCCUCCACCUCCUCCUACAUAAACUCCACGGGCUUCCUCACCCAAACCGUCAACCCCCUCGACUUUACCCACCAAGCCACCGACUCGGGCUCGCCAGAGGGACAAGCGUUCGUGGUGAUGGCGUAUGCGGCGCAUAAGGAUUGGGAUGCUCUGGGCCAGCAGGGG